This is a messenger RNA of Andrographis paniculata, 1864 nucleotides long. Its product is annotated as putative MO25-like protein At5g47540. Lineage: Eukaryota; Viridiplantae; Streptophyta; Magnoliopsida; Lamiales; Acanthaceae. Gene Ontology annotation, biological process: intracellular signal transduction. The record is from RefSeq and is a predicted model, not a curated record. The coding region runs from base 721 to 1695 and encodes 324 amino acids. Gene Ontology annotation, molecular function: protein serine/threonine kinase activator activity. The transcript has 11 exons.
UGAUAAUGUAAUUGCUUACAGGCGAUUAGGAGCAAUAGUAUUAUGAAUUCUUCUUCGAUAAUCCAAAGUCGGUCAGAAUCAAUAGUAGAGGAUGCUGCAGAUUCGAUGAUCUUUCUGUGUGGUGAGGAUUCAUUGGAGAAGACGGCUACGAAGGAUUAAUCAGCCAGUCACUCCCUCAGUGAAAAAUUUGAUGUCGUCAUAAAUGGAAUUCGGAUCAUCUUGGUCAAUACAAGGUGUUGUUUACCAGUAAAUUAGGUCAAUCACAAUUUACUCGCCAAAAAUUUGUUCGGUAGAUAAACCAAAAAAAAAAAAUCAUACGGUUAAAUCUACAUCUAGAGCAGGAGGCGGAGGCCGGCAAGCAAAAGGUGUCAAUUGACCUAAUUCAAAGGUAAAAAAAAAGGAAUUUUCAGUUUUAGUUUUAGUUUCUUCAGUGACUUCGGCUGCGAUUUCGAUUUCGGUAAGCCAAAGUAUUGGCGGAGAAGUCUAAGCGGUUUUGGGGAGUUGGGAGUUUCCGAUUGGUGAUAAUCAGAGGGAUCCGUGAAGUAAUCGAAAAUAGGAGCUUGUCUUUCCAAGGGCAGCGAGCCGGCGGCGCAGCGGCCGUUGGCAUCGCGGUCAAUUGCCCGAAAGUUAUCGCUGCCCGAAAUCAACGAUGCUGCUGGCGGCGGCGAUAGCACCAAGGCUAAGGGGUUGUUCAAGGUUAAGCCUAGGACCCCGGCCGAGAUGGUGCGGCAGACGCGAGAUCUGCUGGUCUUCGUCGAUCUCGGCGGCCAGGAUAGCAAGGAAAGCAAACGUGAUGAGAAGUUGAUGGAGUUGAGCAAACUUAUGAGAGAGUUGAAGCAAGUUCUUUACGGAGACAGUGAGAAUGAGCCGAUGGCGGAAGCAUGUGCUCAAUUAACACAGGAGUUUUUCAGUGACAAUACUCUGCGUUUGCUGAUAGUUUGCCUUCCCAAAUUAAGUUUGGAGACUCGCAAAGAUGCUACUCAAGUUGUUGCAAAUCUACAGAGGCAACAAGUUCAAUCAAAGUUGAUUGCAUGUGACUAUUUGGAAAAGAAUAUAGAUCUUAUGGACAUCUUGAUAUUGGGUUAUGAGAACGCCGAUAUGGCAUUACACUAUGGUGCGAUGUUGAGGGAAUGCAUACGUCACCAAAGCAUUGCAAGAUAUGUUCUGGAAUCAGAGCAUAUGAAGAAGUUUUUUGAUUACAUACAACUCCCAAAUUUCGACAUUGCUUCAGAUGCUGCUGCUACUUUUAAGGAAUUGUUGACAAGGCAUAAGUCAACAGUAGCUGAAUUUCUUUCUAAGAACUAUGAUUGGUUCUUUGAAGAGUAUAACUCAAAGUUGCUUGAAUCUUCUAAUUACAUCACAAGAAGGCAGGCUAUUAAGCUUUUGGGAGACAUCUUACUCGAUCGUUCCAAUUCAGCUGUAAUGACCCAAUAUGUUUGCUCACUGGACAACUUGAGGAUCCUCAUGAAUCUGCUUAGAGAGUCGAGCAAGAACAUUCAGAUCGAAGCAUUCCAUGUUUUCAAGUUAUUCGUCGCUAACCAAAAGAAACCCCCGGAAAUUGUUGGAGUCCUAAUCACAAAUAGGAGCAAGCUUCUUCGUCUCUUUUCUAAUUUUAAACCCGACAAAGAGGAUGAACAGUUUGAAGCGGACAAAGCACAAGUCGUCAAAGAGAUCGCCUCUCUUGAGCACAAGUAACAACUGCGAAUCAGUUUUUUGUUGUACGAAUAAAUCAGAGUUGGUACAUAUUUGUUAAUUUGAAUUAUCUAUGGGAAGAAUUUGAACUCAUUGAAGCUAUUCCAACACUUCACCUCACAGUAUUUAUGAGCAAAGAAUAAAGGCAUGAAUCGAGAUGAAUGCUACUGUA